AUGACGGAGCAUGCGAAUGAACGUCGCUACGGGUCGACAACUUACCAAAGCUCGCAGUCGCAACGAAACAUUGACAAGAUCCCCGACUUUUCAUUCUGUGGUUAUGCGGCGAGCGAACGACCUUUGCCCGAUCAGCUGGACGUCGUCACGCUUUUGCAGCCAUCAGGCGACUCCCGAGAUCGUACGACCGACAUUCAGCGGGCUCUAGAUGCAGUGCACAACGUACAGCCGAGGACGACGCCAGCAGUUGUCCUGCUACGUCAUGGCGAGUACGUCUUGGACAGCUCGGCGAGCAUACUCAUCCAUAGCAACGUCGUCCUUCGCGGAGAGGCUUCAUCUACCGGACAGCUCACCAAGAUGAUCAUACGAGGGCCGCCCCGCGAGGUCUUCGUCUUUGGCAGAUCAGACAUCGGCCGACAGCGCAAUCUGGGCAAAGCUCGUAUACUGGACAAUUACGUACCCGUGGGCUCAAGAAUAGUACGUGUGGACGAUGUGGCUCCGUUCGCGACAGACGGAGAAGUCGUUGUCGAGCGCAACGUAUCGCGAGAAUGGAUUGCAGCGAUGGACAUGGACAAGCUCGUGCGUGAUGGCAAGCAGCAGACUUGGUUGCAGGAAGGUACAAAGAUCUACCAUAGACGCAAAGUCAGCAGAGUAGUCUCGAAAGACUCGUCUGGAGGUCUCGUCGAGCUUGACAUCCCUCUUGUCGAUUCGCUCGAUACAGCAUACCGCGCUGAUGGUCAGCUUAUUGCGGUGGUACCACCAGAGCAGACUCAGCAAGCUGGCCUGGAAGGCUUCGCCCUCGUCUUAUCACCCUCUUGGGCAUCCGUACCACUAGACGGGACGCCUAACUUUCUUGCGGUAUCCGUCAAGGCCUACGUGCAAGAUAUCUGGUUGCGGGAUCUGCUCAUCAUCGGCUUUCGGGAUGGGAUUGUGCUGGAAAACAACGCACGGCGCAUCACACUGCUCCGCUGCAGAUUCAUCAAAGAUGCGCCUUCGAAUGCAGCAAGAGGAUUGCCAUCAGAGAUUUCCCUGCGCGCUACACAAGUCCUGAUCAAAGAUUGUAGCACAGACGCAGUACAUCGAAGCGACUCGUACUCUGUAGUCACCCAGGCCAAAGUGACGGGUCCGAAUGCAAUCCUCAAUUGGUCUAGUACGGGACAAGGCAAGCUUAUGCUCUCGCCGCAUCAGCGAUGGGCGACUGGCCUGCUCGUCGACAAUUGCCAAGCGACGAAGAUCGAGUUUGGCAACAGAGGUAUCAUGGGCUCCGGACAUGGAUGGACUUGCGGCGCUUCGGUCGUUUGGAACAGUCGUUCUGAUAUUCUACAGAUCCAGAGACCGCCUCUAUCGCAGAACUACGCGAUCGGUUGCACUGUUGGCCAGCUGGCAGGAGGCAAAACCAAUGACGGUUUGAUCGAAUCGCUGGGGCAUCGCGUGCUGCCUGCCAGUCUGUAUACUGCACAGCUAGAAGCCAGGAUAGGCGUAGAUAGAGCGCAUGUUGUACUCAGCCAGUAG
Molecule: messenger RNA, 1512 nt
Organism: Mixia osmundae IAM 14324
Lineage: Eukaryota; Fungi; Basidiomycota; Mixiomycetes; Mixiales; Mixiaceae
Exons: 1
Coding region: 1-1512 (503 amino acids)
Source: RefSeq, a predicted model, not a curated record